This is a messenger RNA of Closterium sp. Naga37s-1, 3558 nucleotides long. Lineage: Eukaryota; Viridiplantae; Streptophyta; Zygnematophyceae; Desmidiales; Closteriaceae. The record is from the annotation of a GenBank genome assembly.
AUGUAUGCGCGCAAUCGCGACGGGCUGUACCCGCAGCAGCUGGCGUCAACGGACCGCAUCCGCACGCUCUUCCGCAAGCUGCACGAAUACCACCAGCGCCACGGGCUCGUGGGGGACGGGGAGGGCGCGGGGGCGGGCGGAGGGGGCGGAGGGGGAAGGGGGUUGAGAGGAUCGCCCCCGAUCUCCCCUGGGACGUCGGGGAGGAUGAGUCCCAGGGAUGUGGGCGGGAUGGUGGAUGAUGGGUGGGAUGACGAAGGGACGUCGGGAAGGAUGGGCCCGAGGGAUGUGGGCGGGAUGGUGGAUGACGGGUGGCAUGAUGAAGGUGAGCGCGCGUGGGUGGUGGGGGGUGUGGUUGGGGUGAUUGAUGGGGGCGUGUGGUCUGUUCAUUCCAUCUCCUUGCCCCCCCCACCCCUCUGUCCCCAUCUUACCCUCCCCCCUGUCCACCUGCCCCCCUGCCCCCGCUGCUCGUCCUAUCGUUACUUCCUCUCCCUCCUGCCCCCCCUGAUCCCCAACGGGUCGUCGGUCCAGCAGCUCAUCUCCCCUCGCGCCCUCGCCGCCCGCACGCGUCUGGGCGGCGGCAGCAGCGCGCAGCAGCCGCCCGGGCGGCAGGGGCCGGCAGCGGGGCGGGGCGGCGCAGGCAGCCGCUCCGCUGUGGAGCGAGGGAGCACCCGAGAGGACGAUUGGCUGUCCCAGCCUCACGCUCGGGCAAGGGGAGGCGGAGGGGGAGGUGGAGGCGGAGGAGGAGGAGUGGGUGGGGAUGGUGGGGACCACGCUGACGUGGAGAGCCCGCGUGAUUUGCUGGACAGCAACGAGAAGAUCUUCCUGCAGGCCUGGGAGAACGACCGCGAUGACGACUCUCCGGCCUUUGCCUGGCCGGGGCCAGGGGGAGCAGCAGGGGGAGGGGGAGGAGCAGGAGGGCCAGGUGGUGCGGGGAAGGACGAGCAUAUGGGGCCGGGAGGGGCAGGGGGAGGGGGAGCGGCGGGGGGAGUGGCGGCGGCGGGGCCGGCGGCGUCACUGGCGCGGAGGCACAUCCGGGACUCGCGCACGCUGUCGGUGGAGUCGGGCGGGCAGCAGUACGCGAGGCGCAUCGUGCAGGCCAACGACAGCAACCUCUCCGAUGCUGAAGCUGGUAGCUUUGGCGCCCGCCGGCACACUGCUGGCGUAGCUAGCACAGACCGCUCGCGUCUGGCCGUCCAGCCCCGCCCACGCAACUUUGCUGACUUCCGAGCAGAGCGCCUCGUGGGGCAGGCAGCCGCAGGCGGAGGGGGCGGGGGAGGGGGGGGAGGAGGGGGCGGAGGAGCAGGGGGGGCUGGGGGAGGCGGAGCUGGGGGCGGGGGACCUGGGACGCCUGGGAGAGGGGGCAUGCGGGGAAGGUCCCCCUAUGAUAGUGUGGAUUCGGCUAGUAUGGGGAGGUUGGAUCUGGGGGGUGGGGGGGGGAGUAGGCGGGGGUCUUUGGAUGGGAAAUCGGGUGGGGGAGGGGCUAGGGGCGUGGUUGAUGUGUUUGGGAACCCGUAUGGGGGGAGAGGGGGGCGCGCAGGGGAUGUGGCGGGGGCUGGCGGGAGGGCGAGUUCAGAUGAUGAGAGAGAGGAGGGCGGGGUUGCGCGGGGCGGGGCGGGGAUGGGCGGGGAGAGGCGGCAGCACGUGGGAGGGGGCGGCGGGCGCGGGGGGAGGGAGAAUAUGUAUGCGUCGUGGAACGGAGCUGCGAUGCUGGAAGGAGGAGGGGGAGGAGGGGUGGGGGGGGCGGCGGAGGGGCACAGCGGGAGGCUGCAUCGUGUUGCUGCUUCUACAUCUGCUUCGGCAGCAGAGGAUCGGGAUGGGGAGGGCGGGAGGCACGGGGACAGCGACAGUGACACUGGCAGGCGGCUUCCCAACAGAGCAGCAGCAGCAGCCGCAGGUGGGGGAGCAGCAUCAGGCGCUGCUUCUUCCGCUGGUGGGGGCGCAGGCGGAGGGGGGGGCGCAGGGGGGGGCGGAGGUUCAAUGGCACCGUCCCGAUCCCCCUCUGGAAGCGACUCUGCUAGGCGACCUGCCUCUCUGCGGGUGGGGGAGCCUGCAGGCUUUGAGGACGAGGGGGGCGCUGCUCAGAAGAAACCACUCACUCCUAGUGGGGGAGGAGGAGCAGGGGGAGCGGGGGGGAGUGGGCCAGGGCGGGCUAGGAGCCCGCUUAGAGGGGGAAGUGGGCAUGAGGAGGGGCGCGGAGGGGGUGGGGGAGGGGGGAGCGGGCGGAUGACGCCCAAGGGGGCGAGAGAGAGGAAAUCGGUGAAGUUUGCACUGCCGACGGAUGGGGAGGGGGAGAAGAAGGAGAAGGAGGGGGAGAGUGGAGGGGAGGAGAGGAAGGGCGGCGGUGGGAAGGAGGAGGAGAAGAAGGGAGGAGGGCAGGUGCCUUGUGACUGCCCCACCAACCCCAAUAACCGCGACGAUGCUGCUGGUGGGGGUGCGAAGAAGGCAGGGGACGGGGAGAAGAAGGACGGAGGGGAAGUUCAGAAAGAGAAGGAAGGAGAGAAGAAGGAGGGGGAGAAGAAGGAAGGGGGGAAGAAGGAGGGGAGUGAGGAGGAGAAGGCAUCACCGGCAGCAGCAGGGGGGGUGAAGAGUAAGGAGCUGAUGGGAGAUGAGCCCAUGGCCCCACUGGGCACGAUGAAGUGGAAGCGGGGCGAGCUGCUGGGCGAGGGGGCUUACGGCAAGGUGUUCUUGGGUCUGAACGAGAUGACGGGAGAAUUAAUGGCGGUGAAGCAGAUCAAGAUGACCACCCAGGGAGACGAGAAGGCGAUGCACAUAGCGGCCCUGGAGCAGGAGAUAGUGCUGUACCGCCAGAUGCGGCACCGGCACAUCGUGGCAUAUAUUGACAUGGAGAAGGACGACAGUGACGGGUCUCUCUACAUCUUCCUCGAAUUCAUCUCUGGAGGGUCCAUCCACAGCAUGCUGGACAAGUUUGGCAAGUUCAGCGAGUCCCUAGUGCGCGUGUACACGCGGCAGCUGCUGCUGGGGUUGGAGUAUCUGCACGGCUGCAAGAUCAUCCAUCGGGACAUCAAGGGCGGCAACGUGCUGGUUGACAGGGAUGGGGUCAUCAAGCUUGCUGACUUUGGGGCUUCCAAGGCGUUUCACGAGGGCACGGUGGGCGAGGGGUGCAAGUCGAUCCGCGGGUCGGUGUUCUGGAUGGCGCCCGAGGUGAUCAAGGGGGACGGGUACGGCCGCCGUGCCGACAUCUGGAGUCUCGGGUGCACCGUGAUUGAGAUGCUCACCGGCAGCCACCCAUGGCCCAACAUGGACAACACGUGGUCGGCCAUAUUCCACAUCGCCAAGACCACCACGGGCCCGCCCAUCCCUGAGGAGUGCAGCGACGAGGGCCGCGACUUCCUCCUUGCCUGCUUCAAGCUCGACCCUGCAGAGCGCCCCUCUGCCACCGAUUGGGUGUGCUGCAUCGCGCAUCAGUGGGAGGGAAGGGACUUCCUAGCCGCCUGCUUCAAGCUCGACCCUGGAGAGCGCCCCUCUGCUGCUGAGCAGCUGCUACAGCACCCCUUUGUGCAAGUGCAAGUGCCUGACACUCAAAAAGGGGGGGUCUGA